AUGGUAAAAAAGACAAAUACAAACGCGAAUAACUACAUAAAACAAUUUGAAAAGUUUUCUGAAAAAGAAGUAUCGGAAGCAGUUGCGUAUUCAAAUCGUUUACUGGAAGAGUGUACAUUAAAGACGAAACAACAUCUCUCCGAUGCAAUACAAGGGAAUGAUUCACGUGAAAAAUCCGAUUAUAAGAAUGAAACUCUUUUAAUAAAAACUUUGUGUCAGCACUUUCUGUCAGAAUUGGAAGCCACCGAAAGUGAAAUGGCUGCCAAUAUGGCAUGUAUACAAACUAAUUUACAGUCGAUCGACAGAGAGAACGGUAAAGAUCUGUUAAACAUAUUAGAACAAUUAUCAAAGGAGACAUCAACAGCCCAAAAAGUGUUAGAAUACAACGGGCCUGAAACUCAACAUCAGCUAAUGCAAGGGUUACUAAUGUGCAUGGAAUCCGAUUAA
This is a messenger RNA of Schizosaccharomyces octosporus yFS286, 447 nucleotides long. Its product is annotated as meiotic recombination protein Rec25. NCBI's taxonomy places the organism in Eukaryota, Fungi, Ascomycota, Schizosaccharomycetes, Schizosaccharomycetales, Schizosaccharomycetaceae. The record is from RefSeq and is a predicted model, not a curated record. The transcript has a single exon. The coding region runs from base 1 to 447 and encodes 148 amino acids.